This is a messenger RNA of Hyaloperonospora brassicae, 4800 nucleotides long. The record is from the annotation of a GenBank genome assembly. NCBI's taxonomy places the organism in Eukaryota, Oomycota, Peronosporomycetes, Peronosporales, Peronosporaceae.
AUGACGCCUCCACGACCAGCAGAAGCCGAUCCGACUCGCGCGUCGCUUGACGGGCCGCUGCAGCGCUCCACAAGCGGUUCUGACACGGCUGCAGUACCUCAAUUGGAAGAGGAAGGACGCCGCAAGACGCUAACGUCGUCUGUGUCGUCUGUAUGUGCGUCGUUCGCCGGAAAGAAGGCGGCGCGCGCUCGUCACGACGUUGUUGAUUUUACCGCUUUGUAUCAGCGAUCGUCGCGUGAGUCGGAGAUUGAAGCCACGCUGCGCACGUGGAAAAAGGAGAUGGAGGACGUCGCGCGGGAGCAUCGAAUGCAGCAGCAACAGCAGCAGCAGCAACAAGCACAGAGCGCGACGGUGGACGUUGCACUUGUCAGUACGGCCAGGUUUGUUCCCGACCAGUUGCAGCAGUUUCUGACGACACGGGAGGGCAGAAGUGCAGAUAACGUCGCGGGAAAGGAGCAGAUGAUGCAGUCGCAUCCCCUUAGAGCAACAGAGGCCAAGGGGCGACCGAUGCGUCGCUUCGUGGCCUCGUCAGCCAUGCCGUUCGCUACGAUAGCAGCAUCUGGCAGAAAAGUAGACGGUCUCACCGACUUUGAAGAGCACGAAAGGGACGCCCAGUACCACAAGGUGCAGCAGAUUGUGUGGGAGGACCAGAUCAUCUGGGGCAUUGACUUUCAUGCUGCUGCUGAUAACGAUAACGAUCGAGAGAAAGAGGAGAGACAGGUGGAGGUUGAGAAUUCAGUAGGUGAAGUCACGGUGAUGCAAGCAGGUGGAAAGAAAGCUGGGAAUAGAGAGGCUAGUGGAGACAAGAAAGUAGCGAAAAGUGUCGUGAAAGCAAGUUUGCAGACGUACAAGGAGCUGCGCACAGCAAGAGCUAGUAAGGAAGCGGUAGCAAAUUCGUCGGAGGCGUUUCGCGGUGAUGAUUUUGAUAUGACCAAACCUCGAAACUAUCGGUGGGAGCUGCAAGACACUGUGAAAAAGAAGCUUGGUGCAAAUGUCGCUCGUGCAGCAAGUCAGGAGGACGGCAAGGCCGAUACCUUACCGUGUCCGCUAAACAAAGAGCUCCUGGAUGACUCGUGGAUUGCGGCAAUCGGGUGGAGGUCAACACAAGACAUGCCAGAGAGCAAGCUGGUGCUCGACGAUAACGAUGCGUCGCUUAUUUACUCUGUAUCUCAAAUGGAAGAUGUUCGUCCCACGCUGCGGAUUCCAGAACGAAAGCUGGGAGCUGCCGAACAAAGAUUGGCGCAGCUCGACAAGCAACGUAUCGAAAAGAAGCAACGUAUUGAUGAGGUGAUGGGCAAUCUCGAAUUUGGUGAAGAGACAGCCGAAGGUCGAUUGGGUACCGAGGGUAGUGGCAAGAAGUCAAAGGACACGCGUGUGGUGAAGAAUAUUGGCUACGUGCAUCACUCGCUGCCAGCCAUAAAGCUUUCGCUCACGAAGCCUGAACUGCCUAAGACGAAGUUGCGCGAUUUCCAUCGACCGCGUGGAAAGUUCAAAAUCAGUGAGCGACUAGACUUCUACCCACCGCCUUCGGGUGCCGCUAAGCUUGCGCCACAGGAGGAUAGCGCUAUGGUGACGCAGAUUAAGAAAAGCUCUGACUUGAGUCCGACUGCUGGUGGUAAGUUGAUUCUUAUCGAGUAUACAGAGCAGCGGCCGCCCAUGCUAUCCAAUCCAGGUAUGGCUUCUCGUAUACUUCACUAUUGGCGGCCACCAGAGGACACGUCCACGAGUUUGGGUAUUUUGGGAAAGAAAAAAGCCCGCAAAACACGCCCCAAACCACCGGAUAUGAAAAUGGGCCAGGUCAUAACGCUUGGGGAUCAUGAUGAGUCCCCGUUUGUCGGUGACAUCCCGCCAGGUCGAGUCGUGACGUCGCUCAAUUCGAAGCUGUACAAGGUGCCUAUAUUCCCCCAUAGACCGACGGUGCCAUUUGCUGCGAGUGCGGAAGCGCGCGAGCGUAACAACUCGGACAUAUUUCUGAUGUGUCGCUCGGUGACAAAAAGCAAGAAGGGCACUGCGGCUGAGAAGUCGGGUGGACUUGGAGUUUCGACAACUGUGUACAUCAUGGAAUUGCCGAUGGUCUUUGUAGCAGGACAAAUUGAACCUCAAAUUGAAGUCCCGGCGCCAAACUCUCGCAGUGCAAAUGAGUUUAUCCGCCCGUACAUGUCGUUCCACAUUCUUCGUCUGUUUAAGAAAGCAAGUGACGGCGAACGGCUGAAGAUUGAGGACAUUGCGCGUGCAUUUCCCAAUCAAUCAGGCACUGCGAUCCGCAAGCGGAUGAAGGAGGUAGCCACAUUUGAGCGUGGUGGCAACGACUCGGGCUGGUGGAAGAAAAAGCCAGUAUCGCAACUGCAAAGCGAAGAGGAAAUUCGCGCAAGCAUUCCGCCUGAAAGCGUGUGUCUGUACGAGAGCAUGAUGUCUGGUCAUAGACGGCUGCUCGACAUUGGCCUGACCAAGUUGUUCACACCGUCUGGUGUGAAUGGAGCCAUCAACCACAUGAUUCGACGUCUGGAACUGCGAAAGAAUGCAUUGUCGGCACGUCUCGUGCCUGCGAAUCUAGAAAGACGUGCAAAAGAGAAGGUUCAAGCAGAAUUGUGGAAGAAGGAUCCCGUUGUGCGCAAGCUCGAGACCGACAUUCAAGUUGCUCGCUACAUCAAUGAGCAAUUACAACUCACGCCGUGGAAUUUGACGAACAACUACGUGGAGUGUCACUUACAGGGUAAAGGUUCGGGUAUGUUGCAGCUUGGUGGAAUAGGUGAUCCCACCGGUCGCGGUGAAGGGUUUAGCUUUGUCCGUGUACCCCAGUCUCGCGCCAAGAAGAAAGAUGGCGAGGAAGAUGCAGCUCCUACGACUGAAAGCAAGAUCAGUGCAGAAACUGCAGCCGUACAAAAGGCCGUUGCAGCAGUGACUGGUACAACUGCCGAUCUGCGUAAACUAAAGAUGAAGGAAGCUGGUGAUGUGUUGCGCAAUUUGGGUCUGGCAGACGCAGAUAUCAAGAAGCUGCGCCGCUGGGACCGAAUCCAUAUGGUGCGUGAGCUAAGCAGCCGUGCUACAGCGCACGGUGUGGCAGGAAGUUUGAGUAAGUUUGCACGUGGCGCGCGCAAAUCGCUUUCUGCGCAGCAGCAAGAGUACCGAAAGAAGUGUGAUGUGAUUUAUGAGCGUCAGAUGGAUGUACUGAGCUCGGCGAAGACCACAUUUUCUUCAGACGAAGAGUCAGAUGGUGACGAUGAGCUUGACGAGUUGGGCGCUGAUGUUGAGGCAGAUAUCUUAGGCGGCACGGACACAAAACGCGGUCCGAAGAAUUUGUUCCGCAGUGGUGGUGGAGGUCUCAACCGCUCGAAGGAAGUGCUUGCCGAGCGGGAAGAUGCUGUGGAGCUACGUCGCCUCAUGGAAGAGAUGAACGAAGACCAAGGCUCCAGCUCAGGUGCCAAGGCUACGAGCGCGGUACGUCGGCCUGAUGUUGACACUAACCGACUACGCAAUCAACUACGCGCAAGUGGAAUCAGAGAGGGUGGAACCGGGGCCAGUGGCAUUUCGUCUGUAUCGGGCGUGGGAGCACGAUCAAACAUGAUGUCUCGUGCUGGAUCGGCAGUAUCGUCUGCUAUGGCAACCCCUACAGGUCAGUUGUCGCGAGUGUCUUCGCCCACUCAUGGAAGCCGCACACCGGCUGUGUCAGAGCCACCAAGCGCUUCCAAAAAGAUCCCUGGGCGAAAGGUACUAAAGCGUGUUGUCCGAGUUAUUGAGGAGGACGGUAGCGAGACCGUCCGAAUACAGUUCAUUGUAGAUGAGAAGCAGGUGGCUCGCUUCCGCGCGAUGCAGCAACGCAAGGAGCGCCAGCUAAAGACCGACGAGCGCAACCAGUUGCGGAAGCGCAAGCGUAUGCUAGCUUUAGAAGAUGACGCUACUAGUCAGAGUUUGCUGGACAAGGCCAAGCGACGUAAACAAUUGCAAGAAGAGUUGAAGCAAUUGCGAAAGACCGAGGCGCAGAACAAGGGAUACCAGGAGAUGUUGAAGAAGGGCGAAGCUGAUGAAGGUGUAGAAAAUGUCGAUGCUGAAGAUGCAAAUGGCAAGGGCGUGAUUCGGUGUACACAAUGUCUACAGGUCGGCCACAUGCGUACGAAUCGCAGUUGCCCAUUAUAUAUGGCCGAUGAAGCUCGUACAAAGAAGUCUGGCUCCAUACCAGGCAAACAAGCGAGUGCAGUACCUGCUGAACCACUGAAGCUGAAGAUAAAGAAGACGCCGCCAACGGUCAGUGGCAGUGACUCCGUCCCUAGGAUCACCGUUAAUCUGGCAGAGUUGCGUGAAGGUGCGCGCAAACACCACGCAGAAAAAAAGCGGAAGCGAGAAAUGGAAGUGCGCGAGCAGGCAGAGUUGUACAAGCGUCCGUACGCGAAGGGUGUCAUAAAGCUGAGUCGCUCACGUAUGCCUGUGGAGCACCUCAAUCAGGCUUUGGAGGUCGUUCUUCAGCAUUUGCUCGAUAUGCCAGAAAGCGAGCUCUUUCGCCUGCCAGUGGAUGCAGGUGCCGUUCACAACUACUACCAGAUCGUGAAGCAGCCGAUGGACUUGAGCGCCAUUCGCCGCAAGAUCGAGGCCAAAGAGUACGACUCGAUGCGCGAGUUCGUGAAGGACCUGGAGCUCAUUGUGAACAACUCGCGCAUUUUCAAUGGUGACCCGGCCAAGUCGGCUAUCACGACCAAUGCACAGAAGGUGCUUCGCCGUGCCCAGGAUGAGAUGGCCGUGCUCAGUGCAGAAGGCGGCAUGACUCCUACGACGCCAACUACUGCGACAACAGCCAUGCUGACGUAA